Messenger RNA from Eutrema salsugineum, 1644 nucleotides. RefSeq names its product F-box protein At3g59000. The record is from RefSeq and is a predicted model, not a curated record. NCBI's taxonomy places the organism in Eukaryota, Viridiplantae, Streptophyta, Magnoliopsida, Brassicales, Brassicaceae. Gene Ontology annotation, molecular function: protein binding.
GUCUUUCGCUGGGUAUAUGCUUUUUCUCACAUCUUCGCUUCUAGGGCCAUAGAAACCAUCGAUUAAGCACUCUCAACUCUCACUUGACGCAUUCACUGAAACCCUUAAAUUUGGGUCUUCGACUUCGCGUUUGGAACGAGAGCAGAAUGGAUCGUAUGAGCAGUUUACCAGACGAGCUUCUUUGUCACAUCUUGUCUUUCCUUACGACAAAGGAGGCUGCUUUGACAUCGAUUCUCGCCAAGAGGUGGCGCAAUCUGCUUGCACUUGUCCCUUAUCUUGAUAUUGAUGACUCUGUGUUUCUGCAUCCGGAAGAGGGUAAGCGGGAUAGGACAGAGAUUAUACAGAGCUUCAUGGAUUUUGUGGAUAGAGUAAUGGCAAUACAAGGUGAUUCUCCCAUUAAGAAAUUCUCCCUCAAGUGUUUAACCGAGGUUGAUUCAGAUCGUGUGGAUGGUUGGAUAAGUAAUGUGUUGGCGCGUGGUGUCUCGGACCUUGAUCUAUUAGUCAUUUUGGAUACUGAUAUAGAUGAUAACUAUCGGCUUUCUCCAAAAUGUUUCGAGAGCAGUACACUAGCUAAGCUGAAAAUAGGCUGUGGAAUUCAUAUUGGUUGGCUUUCUGAGAGCAUUUUCUUACCGAUGCUUAAAACUCUCGUUCUUGACUCAGUUGGGUUUUAUGUUAAUAAGUUCGAGAGUCUUCUUCAUGCCUUGCAUUUGCUUGAGGAAUUAGUCCUGGUUGAUAUACUCUGGCAAGAUUGGGAUGUGAACGUAUCAAGUGCAAGCCUCAAGACCUUAACAAUAAAGAACGGCGGUUGUUUAGACACUUUAUCAUUUGAUACGCCAAGUCUUGUGUACUUUAAGUACUCUGGUUAUGUUGCGCCGGACUUUCCAGUAGUUAAUAUGAAAAACUUAUUUGAUGCUCAAAUCAUCUUCUUCUUAACUGAAGAGCAACUCGAGCGAGCUAGAGAACCAGAUAAUGGUGAUUGGUUUGACGAUGACGUUGUUCUUGGGUAUAGUAAUGUGUGGAAACUCUUUCAUGGCAUCCGAAAUGUUCCGAAUCUUUACUUGUCUCCUGAAACUCUCGAGGUUCUUUCUCUGUGCUGUGAAUCGAUGCCAGUGUUCAACAACCUCAAAUCGUUAGCUAUCAUGAGUGACAAGGAACGAGGAUGGCAAGCAAUGCCAGUUCUUCUAAGGAACUGUCCACAUUUAGAAACUCUUGUCAUUGAGGGUCUCGUGCACCAUGUGACAGAUAAGUGCGGGGAUGCUUGUGACUGCAUUACUCGGGAAGACAAAGGUCGAUCGCUCACAUCUUGUCCCGUAAAAGUGUUAGAGAUUAGAGGGUUUUCUGGAACCAUGAAAGAGAUGGCAAUGAUAAAGCAUUUCUUGGACUAUUUUCCGUCUUUGAAGGAGAUGGAAAUCUAUGUUGAAGAGGAUGGCCCUACGCAGCUCAAAAACCCUGAAGUGUCUAAACAUGUUUUGGAGAUGUUUGAACUCUAAAACAAGUUAUCGAGUUGCAAUGUUCAGCUCCUGGUGAGUGAUCUCCUGGAAAAGAAGUGGCUGAAGAACAAAACCAUCUCAUAGUUUUGCCAAAAUCCCCUUGGAAUUUGACUGCAGUUUCAUUUUGUUUAAUUGGCUUGAAAACCGUCUCAAA